AUGGACACUAUGACUACCACCUCUGGUGUUAACACCCCUUACGUUUCUGACAAUGAAACCGUCUCGAGCGCCACCACUGCGCCAACUCCUCGCGAUGACUACAGCGCUGUCAUCGGUAUGGCGUGCCGAGUUCCAGGCGCCUCUUCCCCUUCCAAGCUCUGGGAAAACAUCAUGAACAAGCGUGAUGUGCAGAAGAAGAUGCCUGCUGAUCGCUUUAAUGUCGACGCUUACUACCACCCGGAAGGAACCAACAAGGGAACGACCAAUGCCAAAUACGGUUAUUUCCUCGACCAGGACCUUGGCAUGUUCGAUGCUGGAUUUUUCCAUAUCUCCGGCAAGGAAGCUGAGGCCAUGGACCCCCAGCAACGCCUUUUGCUCGAAGUUGUGUACGAGGCGCUGGAAAAUGCUGGCAUUACACUCGACGAAAUCCGUGGCACCCAGACUUCCGUGUACUGUGGUUGUUUCACCAACGACUACAACUCCAUGAUUACCAAGGAUUUGGAGUACUAUCCCAAGUACACCGUCACUGGAACUGGUGAUGCUAUUCUCUCCAACCGUAUCUCCUACUUUUACGACUUGCACGGCCCCAGUGUGACCAUCGACACUGCCUGUUCUUCGUCUCUCGUUGCACUGCAUCUUGGAAACCAAUCUCUCCGCACUGGAGAAUCUGAUUUGUCAAUUGUUGUUGGAUCUGCUCUCCACUACGACUCCAACAUCUUCGUCACUAUGACCGACCUUGGUAUGCUUUCUGUUGAUGGUCGCUGCCGUCACGGAGACAAGGAUGGUAGUGGCUAUGUUCGUGGUGAAGGUAUUACUGCCAUUGUCAUGAAGAGACAGUCCCGUGCCGAGAUUGAAGGAAACCAAAUCCGCUCCAUCGUCAGAGCUUCUGGUGCGAACCACGACGGAAAGAAGCAAGGAAUUACCCUUCCAUCGGCUCAGGCCCAGGCGGCCCUGAUCGAAAGAACAUACAAAGAGGCUGGCCUCAGUCCUGCUGAUACUCAGUACGUCGAAUGUCACGGUACCGGUACCGCUGCUGGUGACCCUCGAGAACUCCGCGCCCUUAGCUCUGUCUUUGCCGCUACGCGCGAAGAACCCCUCUGGAUCGGUUCAGUCAAGACAAACAUUGGCCAUCUUGAGGGAGCCUCUGGAUUGGCUGGUAUUAUGAAGGCGACAAUGGCCUUGGAACACCACCAAAUCCCACCAAACAUGCAUUUCAAUGCUCCUAACGCCGAAGUUGACUUCAAGGGAUGGAAGCUUCGUAUUCCCACCGAAGCUGUGGAUUGGACUGUCCCUGAGGGCGUGGCUAGACGUGUCUCUAUCAACAGUUUUGGUUACGGAGGAACCAACGCCCACAUCAUUAUGGAGGAAUACACUCGUCCAGCGUCUACCAAACUUAGCCUUCCUAACAACUAUGCUGAAAUGGUUAAGGGCCGCCCAUACCUCACCCCUAUCACGUCCCACUCCGACAAGGCUGGUAAGUUGAUGGCCGACAAGCUUGCCGCUUACCUUGAAACCAACCCAGAUAUCAGCAUUGCCGACUUUGCUACAACUCUUAGCGUUGAGCGAAGCAUGCACGAUUUCCGCUCCUUUGCUUUUGGAGCAACUAACGAAGCUGUUGUCAGCAGCUUGAAGGAACCACUUCCUGUUGCUGCCUGGGCCAGCAAGAUGACAUCUGUGCCCCGACUUGGCUUCGUCUUCACUGGUCAAGGUGCUCAGUGGUGGGGAAUGGGCCGACAACUGCUUGAGAUGAACCCUCUUUUCCGCCAAUCACUGGAAAAGUGUGACGAUAUCCUUCAGGCCCUCCCCGAUAAACCUGACUGGACAGUCAUUGGCGAACUUCUCCGAUCCCAGGAAGAUUCUCGUUUGACUGAAACCCGAUUCUCCCAGCCGAUUUGCACCGCCCUCCAGCUUGCUCUUAUCAACCUCCUUGCUUCUUGGGGAAUACGCCCAUCGGCCGUUGUUGGUCACAGCAGUGGUGAAUUAGCUGCUACCUAUGCCGCCGGCAUUUUGUCCUUUGAAAAUGCCAUGGUCGCUGCUUACUACCGUGGUCUCUACAUGGGCAAUGCCGCAGCAAGCUCCGACAGUGUGCCUGGUGCUAUGAUGGCAGUUGGUUUGACUGAAGUUGAAGUCGCCAAUGAGCUCAAACCAUAUGCUGGCCGCAUUGCUGUCGCUGCUAUGAACAGUCCCACCAGCUUCACAGUCUCUGGAGACGAGGAUGCCGUUGUUGAACUUCAAGCUAAGCUCUCUGAACGCAAGGUCUUUGCUCGCCGUCUCCAAGUCGGCCAGGCUUUCCACAGUCACCAUAUGCUUCCACUCGCCCCUGGAUAUGAGCGUGCUUUGAAGAACCACCCUGGAUUUGCUCCACAGCCACCAACUGCUCGCAUGUUCUCCAGUGUCACUGCUCGAGUUGCCGACUACCAGAACAUGGGGCCAGCUUACUAUGCUGCCAACAUGACUGGCCAAGUCAAAUUUUCUGAUGCCCUUACCGGCAUCGUGCUCAACGAGGAUGAUGAACAAAACAUUGAUGUUUUGGUUGAAGUUGGCCCUCACCCUGCUCUCAAGGGACCAUCUAACCAAACCCUCAACUCUCUCAACAUCAAGUUGCCAUACAUUGGUGUUCUCGAUCGAAAGGUUGCUGCAUAUGACAGUAUUCUCAGCGCUGCUGGUCAACUGUUCGCUAUGGGUUACCCAGUCGAUAUCCCCGCUGUUAACCAAGAUAAAUACAUUGAUGCCAACAACCAUCUUGUUGCUGUUGACAGUGGUGUUAAGCUUCUUGACUUCCCUACCUAUGCAUGGGACCACCAAAGAUACUGGUCUGAAACCCGUAUCAUCAAGAGCCACCGCCUUCGCAAAUUCAGACACCAGAUUCUCGGUGCUCAGAUGCCUGGAUGCCUCGAAGACCGCCCAAGAUGGCGCAAUUAUCUUCGCCUGGCUGAGAUGCCUUGGCUCGUGGACCACGCUGUUUCCGGCAAGGUUGUUUUCCCUGGUGCCGGAUAUAUUACUAUGGCUAUUGAGGCUGCCAUCCGCCUGGGUAAUCCAGAAGAGCCAAUCAAGGAGAUCCACCUCCGAGACAUCGCCAUCAAAUCCGCCCUCAUGGUUAGCAACAGCGAUAUGGGUACGGAAGUUUUGCUUGAACUGCGCCCUGCAACUGAAUCAGCUAAGACUGUUCACUCGACAUGGAAAGAAUUUGCCAUUUUCUCUUUCGAUGGUGAUGCGCUGCGAGAACAUUGUACUGGUCUGAUUCAGGUAGAGAUGGGCCAAGAACAGCCUGUCCACCGCAUUAAGCAGCGCGCCCCGGCUGCAGAGCUUCGAGCCAAGAGUAACAGAACUCUUGCUCACAGCAAAUAUUACCAACGACUGGCAACCAUUGGCUUGCACUACGGUCCAGCCUUCCAGUGCCUCAAUGGAAAUGUGGAAUGCGGUAAAGGGUUUGCCACUGGAGAAAUAACGUGGGAGCCCAAGAUGGUUUCAACAAGCCCUGAUGAUGCAAGCGCCAGCGUCCUCCACCCAACAUUCUUAGAUUCCUCCCUGCACCCAAUCUUCGCUGCAGUUGAGGGCCUCCUGGGUCAUGGUAUCACGGAGUCUUUCAUUCCAACCUUCAUGCGCUCCCUAAAAAUUUCAGGACUUCUUAACCGCAAGGAGUACAAGUGUGAUGGAUUCAAGGCCGACGUUGCCGUCGAUAGUUGGAUGCAUGGCCCCCGUGUUGCAAUCAGCAACAUUGGUAUUGAAUCCAAGGAUGGCAAGCUGUUGGCUGAUAUUGAAGGACUAGAACUCACCAGCCUUGGAAGCGAUGCUGAUGACCAGCAAAAGCGAACCCUCUUCUUCGGAAUCCAGUGGAAGCCCGCUUUUGAGUUCUUGACUCCUGCUCAAGCUCAAAAGCUAAGCACCCCUGAGAUCGUUGAGCUCUACGUUCAUCAGAACCCUAACCUACGAUUCCUCCACUAUACUGACUCCCACACCUCUACUUUGGAUAUCCUAAACAAGCUUGGUGGCUCCAACGGCGAGAGACGCAAAUUUGGAAAGUUGACUGUUGUUCCAGUUGGCUCAGCUGAAGAGGCAAGCUUUGCGCCACUUGUUGAGCGUUGGAAUGGCCUUGUGUCUCUCGAAGCCCCAGUAGAGGAGGAGAAGUUCGACGUUAUCAUCGUAUCCGCCUCGGCUGAAGCAGUUGAUGUCCAGAAGCUCAAUGAGAACGGCCUCAUUAUCUCUCAGUCACCUAAUAUCCCAGCUGCUGAUGGCCUCCGACAACUAUGGUCUACCCCAGAUGUCACUGUCGUGAAGAGUGGUGAAGAAUCUUUGUUCACUCCAGACACCUUGACAAUUCUCAUGCCAACUAACCCAUCAGCCGAAACUGAGGCUCUUGCUCAGAGGAUUGAAUCGUCCACCUCCGCUACUGUAACCAGGAAAGACUUCCUAUCCCUCAGGAAUGGCACAAGGAUGGAUAACAACAUUAUUUCACUAUACGCCCUUGACGUGAAUAUUUUCUAUGAUGAUCCAUCCAAGGCUUUGAACGAAUUCAAGGCAGUUCAGUCUCUUACGAGCGAUGCGAGCCGCAACAUUGUCUGGCUCAGUCAGGGAACUUUCAUGGAUUGUCCCUGCCCAGAGCAAGCCAUGUUCCCGGGUCUUGCACGCUCCGUCCGCCACGAAACUGAAGACCUCAGAAUUGCCAUUCUUGAUAUCACUAAGUCCGCUAAAGGUGAUCUUUCUGGGAGCCUUGUUCUUCAAAUGCUCAACCCGGGUCUCCAUGAGGAGGAAAUUGCCCUUAGAAAUGGCCAAAUCUACGUGUCCCGUUUACAUGCCAACGAUGAGUUGAACUCGAAGAUCCCAGGUGGUUAUAACCACCAGGCAACCAUGCAACCUUUGCACCAAAAGAAUAGGCCACUGAAGCUGGUCAUCGGACGCCCUGGUCUCUUGGAGACUCUCUCAUUCGCUGAUGAUACUGAGAUUACCGAUGAGCCCCUCCGAGAUGAUGAACUCGAGAUCGCCGUUAAGGCAUCUGCCAUCAACUUCCGUGAUAUUGCUCUAAGUAUGGGCAUCAUUGAGGAUUACAAACUCGGAGAUGAAUGUUCUGGUGUAGUCAUCCGCAAGGGAUCCAAGGUUCCUGACGAACAAUUCCAGAUUGGUGACCGCGUUGUCGCCCUCCGCCCUGGUGAGGGUGCCCAUCGAACUAUUGCUCGCAACCCAGCGUGCUACUGCGCUAAGAUUGGUUCUAUGCCAUUUGGCCAGGCCGCUUCCUUCCCUCUAGUUCUUGCUACCGCCUACUUCUCUCUCGUUGAGGCUGCUAGGCUCAAGGAAGGGGAAACUGUUCUCAUCCAUGCUGCUGCCGGAGGUGUUGGUCAGAUGGCCAUCCAGGUUGCUCAAUUAGUUGGAGCCAAGAUCAUUGCUACCGUUGGUUCUCAGGCCAAGAGAGAUCUUUUGAAGAAUACCUACGGUCUCGCCGAUGAGCAAAUCCUUAACUCUCGUGAUGAUACCUUCGUUGAGGGAGUGCAUCGUCUUACAAAUGGCUGGGGUGUUGAUGUUGUCCUUAACUCCCUUGCUGGAAAACUCCUCCACGCUACAUGGACCUGUCUUGCUCCCUUCGGUCGAUUCAUCGAAAUCGGCAAACGUGAUAUUCACCAAAACAGCAAGAUUGAGAUGGACCCCUUUAGAAAGAACGCCACUUUCGCCAGUGUUGAUUUAGUUACCAUGUUCAACCUUGCCAACAGGUCGAUUGCCACCAAACUAUUCAAAGAGAUUUGCGAGCUAUUCGAGCAAGGAAAGAUUCGUCCAAUUCCUACUGUUGAACUCCAAUAUGCCGAGGCUGAAAAGGCUUUCCGCAUGCUCCAACUCGGAAACGUCGCUGGUAAAGUGAUACUCGCUCCAGGAGAUGACAACCAGGUCCUUGUUCAACCAAACACCAACGAGAGCCGAGCAGCUCUGAAGGCAGACAAAACAUAUCUCCUCGUCGGUGGCCUUGGUGGUCUUGGUCAGAAACUUGCGGAGUGGCUUUACCGCCGAGGAGCCAGACAAUUGGCUUUCCUUUCCCGAUCUGGUGCUGACAAGCCUGAAGCCAAGGAAGUUGUUAAAUGGCUUGAAGAUCGACAGGUGAAUGUUCAAGUCUUCAAGGCUGAUGUAUCGAACUUUGAUGGAGUCAACAAGUGUAUCCAGACCAUCAAGGAUAACCUUGCCGGUGUCUUCCAAGCUGCCAUGGUUCUUCAAGACUCCCCCUUCGACAAGAUGUCAUUCGACCAGUGGAGAAUUUCCACAACGCCCAAAGUCAUGGGUACUUAUAAUCUCCACAAGGCCACCCUUGAUGUUCCUCUAGACUUCUUUGUCUGCUUUUCGUCCCUUUCUGGUGCCGUUGGAACCAAGGGCCAAGGAAACUAUGCCGCUGGCAACUCCUACAUUGACUCCAUUUGCCGAUACAGACGAGAGAAUGGGCUACCAGCUACCACUAUGGAUAUCGGUAUGGUUGUUGGUAUUGGUGCUGUAUCUGAAGAUGCUCAGCUUCAAGCUGUCAUGGAACGAGUUGGAUAUGACCCGGUCAACGAGGAGGAACUGUUCACUCAGAUUGAAACUUCCGUUUCCUGGGAUCAAUACAAGACUCUCGAUAGCAAUGGCUUCGAUGCCCAUCAAACUAUAACUGGGCUCAAUAUGAGACGCCCUGACUACUACUGGACCUCAGGCCCCCGCAUGAAGAACAUCUAUCGGAACCACGACUUUACCUCUUCAGGAAACCUCGGCAAGGCUCAGAAGAGCGUAAUGGCUCUUCUCCGCGCUGCGGAUACUGCUGAUGACCGACUCAACAUCUUAAUCGAGGCAUUUAUUGAAAAGAUUGCUCUAAUCUUGUCUAUCGAUAUUGAAAACGUGCAGCCCAGCCGUAGUCUUGCAGACUAUGGCCUCGAUAGUAUUGUGGCCAUCGAAAUCCGCAAAUGGUUCUUCAAGACUGUUGGUGUUGAGCUUGCCCUAUUUGAUGUCCUUGGCAGCUCAAGCAUCCGCGGCCUGGUUGAAAAAGUCUCAGAAGCCAUUGUUUUGGAAGAAGCUGAGGUUGAGGAUACUAGCAAGCAACAAACCUCCAAGCGUGCUGUUCGAUCUUCAAAUGCCAAAGAUGCUGCAGAGUACCCACUUGGUGAGAAGUCAUUCAAGGUCUCAGCCGACGACGAAGUUCCCAUGUCCACUUACCAGAGAAGGUUGUGGUUCAUCCAUAACUUGAUCGAAGACAAGUCCUUCUUGAACUUGCCACUAAUUGCCACCAUCAAGGGCAAGCCAGAUGUUCAGGUAUUCCAAAUGGCCCUCGAGGAGCUGAAGCGACGAAAUGAUGUUCUCCGCACUGCCUACUUUGAAGGAGAUUCGUUUGCCCAGCAGAUGGUCACUGAUGACUGCUCAGUGGAGCUUAACUUCCUUGAUUUCACUGAUGCCCACGAUGUCGAUGCUGAUAUCGAAGAUUUCAUCGACGAGCAAAUCCACGAGCCUCUCGACAUCGAGAAUGGAGAAAACAUCCGAUGCACUCUUAUCCAAACCGGUGAGGAGGAGUUUGCUAUCGUCUCCAUCGUCCACCACAUCUCCUUCGACCGUGGUAGCAGUGAAUCCCUUCUUGACCAGGUCUGCAGCCUUUACAAUUGCCUGCGCAACGGUGACGACCUUGACGGCGUUAAACAACCUGCCGCCGCCUACUCUGAAUUUACCAUGUGGCAUAAUGACCGCCUGAAGUCUGAGGAACAGCAAAAAGAUGUUGAUUUCUGGAAGGCCAAGUAUCAAGAUCUCCCUGGUCCCACCAAGUUGCUUCCCUUCGCAAAGGCGGAGCGACCAGAGUCCAACGAUUACAAGCGAAGCGUCCACCAGGGUCUAUUGAAGAAGGCUUCUCACCAGAGAAUGAAGAGAAUCUGUGCACGUCUAGGAAUCACCCCGGCCCAGUUCCUCAUGGCCGCAUUCAGAGCAUUCAUCUACCGCUACACAGAGCAGGAUGACCUGACUAUCCACAUGAUUGAUGGAAACCGACCUCACCCAUCUGUCAGCGAAACCAUCGGAUUUUUCGUCAACGUUAUUCCAGUUAGAUGCUCUACCAAUAACGAGGCUGACUUUGAGAGUCUCCUCCGUGAGAUGAGCGGCCUUAUCCUCGAGUCCAUGUCCCACUCAAACGUGCCAUUCGACCUUAUUGUUGACGCCGUUGGGGUUCCAAGAAACCCAGCUUACUUCCCUCUGGGUCAAGUUGUUGUGAACUACCAGAUGCACGGAAAGAUUCCUACUUACACCACCGAUGAUUUUACCAUGGUUGAUAUCCGAGGAAAGGAUGUUCCAACUGCCAGUGAGAUGCAGCUUGAGGCCACAGAAGACCCCGAAGAAGGCCUUAAACUUUCUCUGGAGUUUUCCAGCACCCUCUACGGAAACCCAGAGAUGGAGCGAUUCUUGGACAACUUCAUCGCCUUCAUGAACAGCGCUAUCCGCGACCAUCGUCAACCAGUUUCUGAAAUCUCUAUGGUUGGCCCAAAGGAGCUUUCUCAUUUGAAGAACAACUUCUUCGCCAUGGAAUUCACUAAGAACACAUGGGAGAACCAAUCUGUCGCUGGCCGCAUCCUCGAUAUUGCCCGUCAAUACCCCAAUGAUGUCGCUAUUGAGACCUCCAGCGGAGGCAGCAUUACCUAUAAAGCUCUUGUUGAGAAAGCACAGAAGGUUGCCGCGGCCGUUGAAGCAAACGGAGUCACGGCCGGCUCGAAAGUCGGAAUCUUUUCCACCCCAGGAGUGAAUGCAAUUUCCGCCAUGCUUGGAUGUCUCUUUGCUCGAUGUGGUUAUGUUGCACUUGACCCCAGCUUCGCAACUGAGCGUCUUUCCUUCAUGGCCAAUGACUCGGGGAUGAAACUUCUCCUCACUGAGCAAGAACUUGAAUCCAGAGCUCAGGAGAUUUCCGGCAAAGCUGCUACCCCUUUGAAGUCCGUCGUUAUCGAGGCUAUCUCUGAGCAACCACAAUCUACUCAGACGCCACACAAGACCGCGAACGAUGAUCCUUUCUACAUGAUCUACACCUCGGGAAGCACAGGCACUCCAAAAGGUGUAAUCUUGAGUCAGUCAAACACUCAACAGAUGCUAAGCACUCUGCACCACGACUAUAAAUUUACCGCCAAAGACCGUUUCCUUCAUCAUUCUUCUAUUUGUUUUGAUUUAUCUAUUGUUCAAAUUUUUUCUGCACUUACCUGCGGCGCCCGCGUCUGCGUUGCCUCCGCCUCGACUCGAAAGGACCCAGUUGCCCUCGCCAAAUAUAUGGAGUCCUCUCAGGUUACCGUUACUUAUUUUACGCCAACUCAAUUUGCCCUUCUCAUUGAAAACGCCAAACCAAGUCUUCAGAACAUCCGCAAGUACCGAAUUGCUUACUUCGCUGGGGAGAGAUUGCCAGUUCGUGUGGCAAGAGCAUUCUAUGACCUUGGAACCCCAGCCGUUGUCCUAAACACAUGGAGUCCCAGCGAGCUUGUCGUGCAAACGACCAUCCAGAAUGUUGAAUAUCCUAGUGAAGACGAAGUCAGCAUCCCAAUUGGGUUCCCCAUGGCAAAUACUCGACACUACAUCCUUGACAACAACUGCCAGCCCCUCCCAGCUGGAUUCAUUGGUGAGAUUGUUGUUGGAGGCGCUCAAGUUGGCCUCGGAUACCUUAACCGACCAGAAGCAAAUAGAAGCUCAUUCGUGGUUGACCCGUUCUGUUCCGAGGAAGAUCGUCAGGUUGGCUGGACAAGAAUGUUCCGAAGUGGUGAUAAGGGUCGAUUCCGCCCUGAUGGAAGCUUGGAGUUCCACGGCCGUAUUGCAGGCGACAAGCAAAUCAAGCUCCGAGGAUUUCGUAUCGAUCUAGGCGAAGUUGAGCAGAGACUAUUCGUGGAAUCCAAGGACGAGAAUGGAGAGCCACAAAUUGUUGAUAUUUCUGUUGUUGCUCGCUCGCCCACAACAGCCGACCCCCAGGACAUCACCGACAGUCGUCAACUGGUUGCCUUUGUGGUCACCAAGAAGCCGUUCGCCGACCAGAAGAGCAAGCAAGCCUUUGCAUUUGACCUGAACACCAAGGCAGGAUGCCACCUCAACAACUAUAUGCUUCCUAAUGGUUAUCAAUUCUUGGAUGUUCUCCCCGUCACUAUUGGAGGAAAGGUUGAUCGCCAACGCCUCCUCAACUGCGACCUUUCACUCACCUUCCCUGCUGCCCCAAGCGAAACCGACGAGUCUCAAACACCAAACUCUAGCGAUAAACCCGAUGAUAAACUUGUCAAUGCCGUCUUGAAAGGAUUCCGAGAGAUCUUAAAGCUCCCCGAGGACCAGGAAAUUGGCGUCAAUGAUAGUUUCUUUGAGCUCGGUGGCCAGAGCAUCCUCAUGCUCAGACUACAGGCUAAGCUCAAGCGCGCCCUCAAAGUCACUCCAACCCUCGCCAUGAUGUUUGAAAAGCCGACCCCGAUGGGUAUCGCCCAUGCCAUCUGGAGUAAGUCAAAGGACGCCUCCGACGGUGAAAUUGAUUGGGAGAAGGAAACUGAAUUGGUGGACGCUCCUCAAUACACUCUGGACCAAACACUGCCUGAUAUCGCCCCCUCUGAAAUUACGGAUGUCCUCCUUACCGGCGUCGAAUCUUUCCACGGCAUCCAUAUGCUUGCUACCCUUCUCAGAGAAAGUCCCCAGAUCACGAUCCACGUUCUCGGGCUCGAGGAGCCAACGUCCUCUGAGGAUGUCUUCAAAGUGAUGGAGCAGUGGGAGCUGUUGCAAUUCUUCCCGGACCGUGAAGCAGUCUCCUCUCGCAUCAAAUGUGUUCCUGGUGCCAUGGCGUACCCAUGCCUUGGUCUAUCGGUGGCCGACUUCAAAGAGCUAGGCCAAAGCAUCCAGUCCAUCUACAACUUCGCCUCCCAUGUCUCGCUUCUUCAAUCCUACGACGACCUUCGAAGCUUUAACGUUGAGCCCAUCCGCGAAAUUAUUGAACUCGCUACACUAGGUCGCUUCAAGACCCAUAUUCAUCACCUGUCGACCUGGUCCGUGAUGCACAUUCAAUCAUGGCAGACAACCGUUCGCAAGAGAAGAGGCCGCCCAGUCACCCAAGAGACCAGCGCCAAUCAUUUCACACCCGAGGGCAACAGUCGCUUCGGCUACUUUAAAUCGCGCUGGGCAUCUGAAAUGCUCAUCGAGAAGGCUGCCGCUCGAGGCAUCCCAUGUUCGAUCUACCGUGCCUCCGCCAUCACCGCCAGCACCGAGACCAACGGGAUCGAGCCCGACGACAGUUUCGCCCGACGCAUGGUCCUAGGCAUCGUCGAGUCCAACGGCAUCCCCAAGAUCGGCCAACGCGGCCUCGAGUUUGUGAUUGAUUUCAUCCCCAUCGACUACAUGACCAAGUGCGUUCGUGCCCUCUCGCUAUCCGACGGUCUCAGCCGUCAAGACAAUAUCGCCACCAUCCACCACAUCGCGAACCCGAGUCCGAUCAAGACCCCCCAGCUCGUCGACAUGAUGGCAGAGAUCAAGUCUGAGCCCAAUGUGAAGGCCGAGAUCCUGAGCAAGGACGACUGGCUCAACGGCAUGCAGCGAAUUGACACCGAGCCCGGCGCGGAGAUCCGAUGGACAGUGCUGAAGGAAUACUUUGAGGUCGGCCACAACAUGUUCGCCCUUGACCAGCGAAAGACCAAGGCAAUCCUGAAGGACCUGGGAGUCGAGCCAUGCUUCAGCAUCGGAGUCGAUGUCCUCAAGGCCGUGUACGAAAAGGAGAAGGCCGCCCGGAAGCCCAGCGCCUAG
Arthroderma uncinatum is the source of this 11715-nucleotide messenger RNA. RefSeq names its product lovastatin nonaketide synthase. The record is from RefSeq and is a predicted model, not a curated record. Gene Ontology annotation, biological process: fatty acid biosynthetic process; secondary metabolite biosynthetic process. Gene Ontology annotation, molecular function: oxidoreductase activity; 3-oxoacyl-[acyl-carrier-protein] synthase activity; phosphopantetheine binding. The transcript has 5 exons. The coding region runs from base 1 to 11715 and encodes 3904 amino acids. Lineage: Eukaryota; Fungi; Ascomycota; Eurotiomycetes; Onygenales; Arthrodermataceae.